Closterium sp. Yama58-4 is the source of this 1956-nucleotide messenger RNA. Lineage: Eukaryota; Viridiplantae; Streptophyta; Zygnematophyceae; Desmidiales; Closteriaceae. The record is from the annotation of a GenBank genome assembly.
AUGGUGCAGUAUCGGCCAACUUCAGCAAACAUCGGCAAGUUUUCUCAGCGCGCACGCUGGGGAGUUCAUCUGGGGCUCAGCAACGAGCACAAGGGGUGGCUCAUUCUCGACGUCGACAGCAAGGAGAUUGUUCCCGCGCGUGACGUCAUCUUCUACGAAAGACUCACCUUGAAGCAGUGGAUCGAGGACGAACAACGCAACCAAGCUCGCGGCUAUGUCAACAGCGGCCGCAGCUUUGCAUCUCCCGAGGAUGAAGCAGCAGCAGCAGCCUUCGAUCGCGACGACACCGACGAUCAUCCUGGCAUUCCGCCUCGCCCUCGCUCGGACGAUGACGACGACGACGACAGCGAUGACGCACCUACCCCUGGACCAUCCCGCCGCGAAACCGCCCCCAGCACUUCCUCACCUGGACACGAGAGCGACGAUGAUGACGUGGUGGAGGUCCCCAUCACUGACACUGCGGAAACCGCGAACGUCUCCGGCCUGCAGCUUCUCGGGCUCCACACCUCCGUCUCCGCCAUAGCUCGCGCUGUUGAACCAAAGAACCCGCGCCAAGCCCUCACCGGCCCGCACGCCAAAGAGUGGCGUGCAGCUAUGGACGCCGAACUGAAAGCGCUGGAGUCCCGUGACACCUGGGUUCUCGUCGAUCGUGCAGCAGUGAAGGGGAGGAGGGUGCUCAGCGGGAAGUGGGUUUUUCGGCUCAAGACUAACGCUGACGGAACCAUUGAGCGCUUCAAGGCACGAUGGGUGGUCCGAGGCUACGACCAACGCCACGGCAUCGACUUCGACCAAACUUUCGCUCCUGUCAGCCGUCACACCUCCGUCAGGAUCCUACUCGCCAUAGCGGCCGCUAAGCAUCUACCACUGCGACAGAUCGACGUGAAGAACGCAUUCCUAUAUGCGUUGGUGGACGCAACCAUUUUCGUGGAGCAACCACACACCUACGGAGAAGGAGAUCCCAGGGUCUGCCAGUUGAAGAAAUCCCUCUAUGGGAUUAAGCAGGCGCCUCGUCUCUGGCAGCAGCACCUGCACAAAAUUCUACUGGAAAUCGGCUUCAGGCAGCUGCCGCACGACCCGGGAAUGUACCGCCUCCACUUCAACGGCGACUACAUCCUCCUCACCGUCUACGUCGACGACCUGCUCUACACUGGCACCUGCAACACGCUUCUUACCCAGUUCGAAGAAAACUUGGCGAAGCGCGUGGACAUUACCACCAACCACAACGUCACCCAGUUUCUGGGCCUGAACAUCACCUACGCGCCAGAAGCAAUUCAUCUCUGGGCUGCCUGCUGUUCGCAUCUGUCACAUGCCGACCCGACCUUUCGUACAUCACCUUUGGCACAGUACUCCCGCAAACCAGUAGCCGAGAACCAGUUGGACCUGGAGCGCGCCCUGCAGUACUUCAUCUCCACGCCUGACAUUGGACUCUCCUACUCCACGCUGCCAACAACAUCCUUCAACCUCAACGGCUACGUGGACGCUGACCAUGCCGCUGACCCAGCAAAUCGACGGUCCCGAACCGGCUUCGUUUUUCGCCUGGAGCCAACUGGCCCCAUCUCCUGGAACUCGCAGAAGCAGGAACUGGUUGCCCUGUCAUCGGCCGAAGCUGAAUACAUCGCCGCGACAGCAGCAGUUCGCGAAGGUCUGUACCUGCAGGAGCUGUUACAGGAGGCGAAAAUUCCAACCUCGCCUACCUUUCGCCUGCACUGCGACAACCAGAGCGCGAUCAAGAUCGCGAACAAGCCCGGGUUCGUGAACCGCACGAAGCACAUCGCACUGCGGUACUUCUUCGUCAAGGACGAAAUCGACCAGGGUAAAGUUGACCUCGCUUACUGCCCAACCACUGAGAUGGCAGCCGACUUCCUCACCAAGCGUCUGCCACGUCAGCAGUUCAAGCACUGCUCCGACCUCACCGGAGUGGUCAAGCGAGUCAGCACCCUUCGCGUCCAGGAAUGA